UCCCGCUACUGUGCCAUAUACUCGUGAAUGACUGUUUGACGAUACUGCUCGGAAAUCAUGGCUAUCCUCUCCUCCGCCCCGCUGCAAUUCGUAGCUUCAAUACCCCUCGCGACUCGGGUGAUCACGGCCGCGACCAUAGUUCUGUCCCUCUUCUACUACUUUCUCAGAUGGUCUGGGACUCAGGUCACAGCCUUGCCAUGGCUUGUUCUCCUCCCGGGCUCGAGUAUCUUCUACCCGUGGACGUUCUUGACGUCCGCAUUUGUUGAGAGUACCGUCCUAGAGCUCAUAUUCACGCUUAUCACCAUACCCCCAUCUCUGCGAUACCUAGAGCGGCUAUGGGGCGCAGUAGAGACCGCAAAAUUCGUCGUCGUGACCAUCACCGUCUCGAAUAUCAUCGCGUUCGGUCUGAAUUGGUUGGAGUACGUGGUGUUGGGAUAUCCCGGUCUCCUCUGGGAGCAGGCAUAUCACGGGCAAAUGGCGCUGCAAAUUGGUGUGCUUGUGGCGUUCACCCAGAUCAUACCUGAGCACCAAGUCCAACUGUUCGGUGUGAUCAAAGCGAGGGUCAAGACGUUGCCUAUGGCAUACGUGACCUUCUCGACGGUCAUGUGUCUUGUCGGCUUCCAGUGCCCGUUCAUCGUUAUCCAGUUCGGAUGGCUGGUGUCGUACCUUUGGCUCCGAUUCUACAAGAAGAACUCUGGGGAAGUCUUGAGCGGAGGACCGGCGUACGGAGACCGCAGCGAGACGUUCGCCUUCGUCAGCUGGUUCCCUCCAUUCAUCCACGUUCCCAUCACCCUGCUUGCGAACACGGCUUACACCAUUGCGAGCAAGUUCCAUCUCAUCCCGGUCGGAAACAUCGACAUAGAGGCUGGAGGGUACAGCCAACUGCCUGGCGGCGCACGCGCAGAAGCUGAAAGAAGACGUGCUAUGGCGUUGAAAGCACUCGACCAGCGCGUGGCGUCUGGUGGAUCAUCACCCGCGCCGCCGCAGAGGGGGGCCAACGGCUCUGUCUCGCGCCCCGGCCCCUCUUCAUUGAGUGAAACCCCGGCGCCCGCAGCAGCAGUUGCAGAUACCUCAUCAAAGGAGUCGUCGGAUAUUGCAGAGGGGGGUCGGUAAUAUGUGUUCUCUCUAGCUUUGCCUCGUAAUUGCCUACACUCUACGUUUCCGGUGUAUCUAUACGAGCGCCUAAUGGAUCAAAACGCGUCGCGACGCGUCAUGCAGCCCCGUCGAAGGGCUUCCUCUC
This is a messenger RNA of Trametes versicolor FP-101664 SS1, 1240 nucleotides long. RefSeq names its product DUF1751-domain-containing protein. Gene Ontology annotation, cellular component: membrane; Golgi apparatus. NCBI's taxonomy places the organism in Eukaryota, Fungi, Basidiomycota, Agaricomycetes, Polyporales, Polyporaceae. The transcript has 6 exons. The coding region runs from base 58 to 1113 and encodes 351 amino acids. Gene Ontology annotation, biological process: retrograde vesicle-mediated transport, Golgi to endoplasmic reticulum. The record is from RefSeq and is a predicted model, not a curated record.